AUGGCAAACACUCCAGUGGUCAAACUUCUCUGGCAGUUAAUGGAAAUUCCGUCCGUUAGCGAGGAGGAGCACGAAAUUGGUGUCUUUCUUGCCCAGUAUCUGAAGUCCUUGAACUAUACCGUGGAACUUAUCCCAAUUGCACCAAACUCCGACCGUUGCAAUGUGUAUGCCUAUCUCGGCGACAGUCGCAAGGCACGUACCUUGCUCACCUCUCACAUGGACACAGUCCCGCCGCACAUUCCUUUCAGCAUCAAGGGAGACACCAUUUUUGGCCGCGGAGCUUGUGAUGACAAAGGCCCUUUAGCCGCCCAGAUCAUUGCUCUCGAAGAGCUACGGGCUGACGGUGCCACGAAAGCCGGAGAUGUGUCUCUGCUCUUCGUUGUGGGAGAGGAGAAAGGAGGCCCUGGAAUGCUUGCGGCCAAUGACAUGAACCUGACGUGGGAAGCCGUCAUCUUUGGAGAGCCGACGGAGGGCAAGCUGGCUACCGGUCACAAGGGACAUUACGUCUUCGAGCUCUUUGCGACUGUGUCAUUGUUGGAGGAACUUGGGACGCUUGAGCUUCCAACCUCUGAGCUGCUUGGGCCGACGACCUUUCACUGUGGAAAGAUCAAUGGCGGCGUGGCAUACAAUGUCCUCGCAGCCGAGGCCUCUGCUCUGUGCGGCAUUCGUGUCGCGGCUGGGUUGGCAAGCAUUGAGAAAAAGGUGUCUGAGGUAGUCAGAAAAUACCCCGACAUCACCUUGAAAAAGUCAUUCGCAUAUCCUGAAACUCUUCUCGAUCACCAGCUUCAAGGUAUUGUUACCAACAUGCCUGCCAAUCUCGCCGAAAUCCCGGCACUUCCAAGAGACGAGGCCUUUGCCAUCACAGCAGAUUUCAUAGCUGAUCGUGAUCCGAAAAAGGUCAGCUUGGGAGCAGGAGUCUACCGGGACGAGAAUUCGAAACCAUGGGUUCUACCAAGAUUCGAGCCCUUUUUGUCGGUAGCGAGACAACUCAUCUUGGGUCAAUAUGAUGACUCCCGGAGCCAUGUUGUAUCGGUACAAACAAUAUCAGGAACAGGUGCAAAUCACUUGGGAGCUGCAUUCUUGGCUGAGCAAUUGAAGCCCCGACACGUCUUCAUCUCCGACCCUACGUGGAGCAACCAUGGCCUGGUCUGGGAGGUUGCCGCACCUGGCGUCAUCCGAAAGACUUACCCUUAUUACAAAUCCUCAAAACGGUCAUUGGACUUUGAGGGCAUGGCAUCGACACUGGAACGAGAUGCGGAAGAAGGCGAUGUCAUCAUCCUGCACGCUUGCGCACAUAAUCCUACUGGCAUUGACCCGUCCAGGGAGCAGUGGCAGGCGCUCGCGGGGCUCUUUAAGCGCAAGAAGCUCUUCGCAUUUUUUGACUCGGCGUACCAAGGCUUUGCGACAGGGGACGUGGACGCAGAUGCUUGGGCCGUUCGACACUUUCAGCAAGUACUCUUUGACGCAGACGGUGUUUCUGAUACCCCCCAAGGCAUGUGCAUUGCGCAAUCAUUUGCUAAAAACUUUGGCCUAUACGGUGAGCGAGUUGGUGCUCUCCAUCUUGUUCUACCUGCGCGAACACCAGCUUUGGGGUCGCAAAGUCAGCUGCUCCGUCUCGUACGAGCAGAGAUGUCCAAUGCCCCGCUCUUUGGCUGUCGAAUUGUUCAUACUAUUCUCUCGGACCUGGAGCUAAGGACCAUGUGGGAGCAGGAUUUACAGACAAUGUCGGGCCGCAUCAAGCGAAUGAGAAGCUUAUUGAGAAACGAAAUAGAGAAGUAUCCGGAUGUGGGAGAUUGGAGCCAUUUGGAGUCACAGAUUGGCAUGUUCAGCUACACGGGAUUGAGUGAAGAGCAAGUAUUACGGCUGAGGGAGGUUCACCAUGUGUAUCUCAUGCUUAAUGGACGGGCCAGCCUGAGUGGUGUAAAUGACGGGAAUGUCAAGUCCAUAGCAGCCGCCAUAAGCGAUGUCAUCCGCUACCAGUCAUAA
This is a messenger RNA of Ilyonectria robusta, 1986 nucleotides long. Its product is annotated as pyridoxal phosphate-dependent transferase. Gene Ontology annotation, molecular function: pyridoxal phosphate binding; hydrolase activity; L-aspartate:2-oxoglutarate transaminase activity. NCBI's taxonomy places the organism in Eukaryota, Fungi, Ascomycota, Sordariomycetes, Hypocreales, Nectriaceae. The record is from RefSeq and is a predicted model, not a curated record. Bases 1 to 1986 code for a protein of 661 amino acids. Gene Ontology annotation, cellular component: cytosol. The transcript is spliced from 4 exons. Gene Ontology annotation, biological process: L-aspartate biosynthetic process.